This is a messenger RNA of Paramecium tetraurelia, 1674 nucleotides long. RefSeq lists its product as uncharacterized. The transcript has 4 exons. The record is from RefSeq and is a predicted model, not a curated record. NCBI's taxonomy places the organism in Eukaryota, Ciliophora, Oligohymenophorea, Peniculida, Parameciidae.
AUGGAUCACUUAUCUCAAAGACAAUUACUACAAUUACUGUAUGAAAAGGAUUGUUAUAUAUAAGCACUUGAAUAGCAAUUGGAAUUUAGUAGACAAGAGGUCUCAAUACUCAAAAGCCAAAAAUAAUCAAUAAUUAUUCAAAAUCUUUCCUCUGAUGAAGAUUGCAAUCUGGACGAGAAUUCAGAACCUGCGAUUAGUGAUAGUCGAGUGGAAUAGUUUUAAAGUUCAGGCAAGAAGAUUAAAUUAAAGGCUCCUCUCUAGGAAAGCAAUAAUUUUAAUGUGUCCUAAUUUAGACAAUCCACUCAAUACUUAAAACAGAAAGUCUUGGACUCAUUUGAUAUCUAAAAUGUCACCACUGACAAUUUAAAGCUCCUAAGAAACAAUGAUUAAUUAUUCGAUGAUUUGUUCAUUCUCGGAUUGGGACUAGAAUUGUCCAAUGACCCAUAAGUGAUUUACUCAUACAAUUAAGUUAAAAACCAAUAAUACAUACUCCAAAUAUCAAAAUUCAUAUUCCCAGAUGGAUGCAAGCCCAAAGUCAUACCAUUGUCCUUCAGCCUAGAAGAUAUCAAUCUAAUGAUGAACCAAAACUAUUCAAUUGAUUCUUCUAAUUGCUUUGUUAUUCUCACUAAGUAAACGGAGCAACAACAGUUGAAGUACCAUAUUUGUUAUCGUUACACUGACUUUACCAUUAUAAACCCAGAAUCAGUCAGAUUCAGCAAAAGAGCCAUCUGUUUUUCAACUAGCAGAUAUCUAAUUGACUUCUAUUAACAAAUACUAAUUGUAAUAUUGUCUUAGUUGAAAUGCAUGAGGACUAACUUGUAUUUAAGAACAAAAAACAUUACCUAAGCAGACACCAAUUUCUUUGAUAAGAACAUUGCUUAAAUAAGUUUUAGGAUCUUGUCUUAGCUUACUUAGAAGAACCCUCCCAAUUUCAUUACCAUUAAUAAUCAAGAACUAAAAAUAUGUGAAAAUGAUAAUAUCCUAUGGGGAAUUCCACAAUUAUUUAAGAAAUUGAAUUCAUAAAGUCUGAUCAAAAUAUUUGUAAGUUGUUUAAUCGAAAAAUCAAUUGUAUUUGUUAGUAAAUCACCCUAAUUGUCCACUGCCGCUUGUUUAUUGUGCUAAAAGUAUUUGCUUAAACCAUUUGCUUGGAUCCAUCCUAUCAUAAGUAACUUGCCCUUGGAAAACAUAGUGUACUUAGGAAGUCCAGUGCCAAUAAUCGCAGGUUUAGAAUGUAAUUUUUCAACUCUUUAGAGUCAAGGACUAAUAGAUAAGUUUUAGAAUACUAUUUUUAUUAACUUGGAUAGCAAGCUAUAAAUAUAAUUUGGAAACACAGAUGCCAUUCCUCUAUUAUCAGCAGAAUUAAUGACAUAUCUAUUGGGAAGAUUGGAUUCCUACUUUUAAAUAGUACAGUCAAAUCAUAGCAAUUACAGUUAAUGUCUGUAAAUUUUUAAUUAGUUGUUUCACGCCAGAGUUAUAAGAAAUAUCCCAAUAGAACCAAUUAGACAACAUACAAACUCAUCAUCUAAGAAACCUAAUAAAUCAAUUCUAGAUUAUGAGAAAAUCGCAGCAAAAACAUUAUAAAAUAUGGGUACAAUCAAUGCAGAUAAAGUAAUUUGGAAGUAGUUCUUUCAAACUUAAAUUUUUAUUUAAUUUAUUGAUUAAUAUUAUCAUUGA